AUGGAGGCUUCUUCUUGGGCUCUUACAGUAAUGGCAUGGCUAGCUGCCUUAGCUGUUCUCUCAAAAAUCUUCACCUUCAAACGCCACCAACCAAAAUUUCCACCGGGUCCUAAACCUUGGCCAAUCAUCGGCAAUCUAAACCUUAUUGGAGCCCUCCCUCACCAAUCCCUCCACAAAUUGUCACAAAAAUACGGACCGAUUAUGCACCUCAAGUUAGGGUCGGUGUCAGUUGUGGUUGCCGCAUCUCCGGAAAUGGCAAAGCAAUUCCUAAAGACACAUGACCAUAUCUUUGCCUCUAGACCCCAACCCGCUGCAGGGAAGUACAUUUCUUACAACUACAGCGAUAUCUUAUGGGCACCUUACGGACCAUAUUUCCGGCAAGCACGUAAAAUAUAUAUGUCGGAGGUAUUUACCCCAAAAAGACUAGAGUCGUAUGAGUAUAUUCGCGUGGAAGAAAGGAGUGCUCUUCUCUCUCGCCUUCAUGCCUUGUCUGGGAAUCCCAUUAAGGUGAAAGAGCAUCUCGUGCUCUACACUCUCAGCGUUAUAAGCAGAGUUGCAUUGGGUAAGAAGUAUUUCAGUGAAUCCGAAUCCGAAUCCGAAACCUCUGCCGUCACUUUCAAGGAAUUCCUGGAAAUGUUGGAUGAAUGGUUCGUGCUUAAUUCAGAUUUCAACGUGGGCGACUGGAUUCCGUGGCUCAAUUUCUUGGACCUGCAGGGAUUCGUGAAGCGAAUGAAGGCCUUGAGCAAAAGAUUUGAUCGAUUCCACGACCAUGUCUUUGACGACCACAAGGCAAAGAGAGGAGCGGGAGAUUUCGUGCCAAACGACAUGGUGGAUCUAAUGUUGCAGCUGGCUGAUGAUCCUAAUACCGAUGUUAAGCUCACUUAUGACAAUCUCAAGGGCCUCACUCAGGAUCUCAUAAUAGGAGCCACGGAUACAGCUGCGACUUCGGUGGAAUGGACAAUGUCCGAACUCUUGAAACAACCACACCUCAUCAGCAAGGCCACUGAGGAGUUGGAUAGGGUGAUUGGAAAAGACAGAUGGGUAGAAGAGAAAGAUAUCCCACAACUUCCUUAUAUUGAUGCAAUUGUAAAGGAAACAAUGAGGAAACACCCUCCGGCCGUAAUGCUUGCACCGCACUUUGCUCUUGAAGACUGUACCGUAGUCGAUUAUGAUAUUCGUAAAGGAAGCAUAGUCCUCAUAAAUACAUGGGGUAUGGGAAGAGACCCUUUAAUAUGGGAUGCACCUGAAGAGUUCCGCCCGGAGAGGUUCUUAGGAAAGGCUAUUGAUGUGAAGGGGCAAUAUUUCGAGCUGUUGCCCUUUGGCUCUGGUAGGAGGAUGUGCCCUGGUUACAGCCUUGGAUUGAAGAUGGUUUAUUCAACCUUGGCUAAUAUGUUGCACGGAUUCGAGUGGAAAUUGCCAGACAACAUGAAGCCUGAAGAUUUGACUAUGGAGGAAGUUUAUGGUUUGGCAACAUCUAGAAAGUUCCCAGUUGUUGCAGUCACGAAGCCACGACUCCCACUUCAUCUUUAUUAG
Corylus avellana is the source of this 1533-nucleotide messenger RNA. RefSeq names its product trimethyltridecatetraene synthase-like. The record is from RefSeq and is a predicted model, not a curated record. Lineage: Eukaryota; Viridiplantae; Streptophyta; Magnoliopsida; Fagales; Betulaceae. Gene Ontology annotation, molecular function: heme binding; oxidoreductase activity, acting on paired donors, with incorporation or reduction of molecular oxygen; iron ion binding.